Messenger RNA from Cylicocyclus nassatus, 1137 nucleotides. The record is from the annotation of a GenBank genome assembly. Lineage: Eukaryota; Metazoa; Nematoda; Chromadorea; Rhabditida; Strongylidae.
GAAAGGAAGAUGGGUCGCAUAAUAUAGAUAUUUAUUGCAUCCGCUAAAUUGUAAUAAUGGCUUGUAUCUUCGUUGUGCUACCCGUCCGCUUGUUGGCUUCAAACGUGUUAAUGGUACUUUUUUUUCAGGGAAGGUUAGCAAGAUGAAGGUGACUGCCGUAGGUCCACAAAUGCGUGCGUUCAACAGCCGUGUACGUCAGUUUUCUGCUCAGGCACACUUUACUCGCCCUACCGUUGUCUUUGUGAAAGAGGCAGCAGUGCGCCAGAAUUCUCUAUUAGGACCCGCAGACAAGCAAUUCCCUUUGCCAGGUGAUGUUUGCCACAAAGUUUUGCUGCAGGAUCAACCAGUCACAAAGCGUUCCGUUGCUCCAUCAGUGGCGGAUCAGAACGUUCACUCUGUAGAGGAAUUGCUUUCGAGCAAUCGCGUCGAGUCGGAUCCACAGUACCUCGCACAAAUACAAGAAUCUGUUCUUGAGGAGGCGCAGGCGAACGCUGGAGAUUGGCCCGUUGAAGUAAUUGUGCAAGAGUGUCCGCGGUUAUUGAAAAAAGAUAUGAAACAUCUAUUCCCUGGAAUGAAUUUUGACAAUGCAAAUGUCACUGUGAUGAACAUUACUCAAAAAACCGAAAAUGACAUGAAGGCCUGGAGCGACGAAAUGGAGCAGGAACGCCAUAUGCUUACCGCUUCGUUUAUCUCCUCUGCAUCUGCUAUCGCCACUACAUUACGCCGCUGUGGAUAUUGGGCCGACUUUAUUGACCCAUCAUCUGGCAGACCUUACUUAGGGAAAUUUACUAAUCACACUUUGUUCGAAACGGACGAUGCUUACAAAGAUAUGGGCUUCCAAAUCGAAGAUCUAGGAUGCUGCAAAGUGCUGCAGCAUAUCGCAUGGGGUACCCACGCAUUUGUUGGCACGCUGUUCACUGAUGCACCCGCAGACUGUCAGAUCGUUCAAGACAUUGUACGCAAAGUGAAUAACGACGACGUUGUAGUGCAAAAUCGCGAGUGAUUCACAGAUGUUGUAUAGCUUACUUUCCUCUUUUUUUUUCACACUCAGCCCUCAUUCUCAGUACUAUAGUUCUCUAGUGCAUCUAAUAUAUAUAAGUAUAUCGGUUUAUUUUUCCUUGAGAGUAUCUAGAACGA